AUGCCAUUUUGGCCCUUUUCCAUCUCCCCUCCCGAGGGCAAGGAGGACGAAUUGCCAUGGCAUGCGGCAAUUCUCCCGUACUUGCAGGUCAAGGAGGUGCUCCACACUGUUGUCAUUCUCCCUGAUCCUGAAUUCAAAAGGUAUCAGGACCCCGCAGGAACUAGCUUCAUGACCCAAUUCACCCGGCUUAAGCUAUUCUUGGAUGCCAAGUUGAUCGACGAGAGUUGUCGAGCCUGGAAAGAGUUGCAGGAAACUGAUCCUGGCUUCAGAAAGAUUCAGAUUCUUCACGCAACGUCGGAUGCCUAUAGAAAGGAGGCGGCGGACAUUCCGAAUGAGGAGGGGCCAGUUACCUUCCCCGAGGAGUGGAAAGACGAGGACUUCUUUCUCAACUGGUUGUACGUCAACGUCUUGCUACAUCUCAAGUGCCUUAGCCUGGAGACGUUGGAGAGGGCCACUCAGGUAAUCUUGGACACAAAUUACCGGGCACAGUGGGGCCGCUGUGGGGAAGAGCACAAGACUCGUUUAGAGAGGGAGGAGCACAGGGCGGCAGUGAAUGCCCAGUAUGAGAAGGACAAGGCCCAGAUGAAAGCCGACUGGGAGGAGUUGAAGAAGGCGGUCAAAAAUGAGGUGAAGGCAUUCUUUCUUGAGCGGAAACAGGAAAAGAUCGCUAGGGGGCUCGAGAAAGAGAGGAAGAGGCAGGAGGAGAACCUCCUCAAGGAAGUUAGGAGUCAAAGGAGGCUCGACAAAGAGGAGAACUACCAAUAG
Fusarium falciforme is the source of this 765-nucleotide messenger RNA. RefSeq lists its product as hypothetical. NCBI's taxonomy places the organism in Eukaryota, Fungi, Ascomycota, Sordariomycetes, Hypocreales, Nectriaceae. The record is from RefSeq and is a predicted model, not a curated record. Bases 1 to 765 code for a protein of 254 amino acids. The transcript has a single exon.